Molecule: messenger RNA, 3458 nt
Organism: Aspergillus pseudonomiae
Lineage: Eukaryota; Fungi; Ascomycota; Eurotiomycetes; Eurotiales; Aspergillaceae
Gene: kin1
Product: putative serine/threonine protein kinase Kin1
Exons: 4
Coding region: 180-3377 (1065 amino acids)
Biological process (GO): microtubule cytoskeleton organization; protein phosphorylation; intracellular signal transduction
Cellular component (GO): cytoplasm
Molecular function (GO): protein serine/threonine kinase activity; ATP binding; tau-protein kinase activity
Source: RefSeq, a predicted model, not a curated record
GGACGUUUCGACGCCUGGCUUGAGCGCUUUACUUAGUAUUGUGUCUCCCCUUGGACAUUAUUUGCCCCAAAACCGAUCCGCUUUCAAACCACCCACCCCUCCAUCACCCAAAAAUUUCGGGUUGAGUGAAGAAAAGCUUGGGCCAUCACUGACUGGGGCUAUUCUAAUUUCGCAUCGUGAUGUCCACAACUGCCCCAUCGUCAGCGUCGCCAUCGGUCGUCCGCAGCCAUUCCACAACCUCCCGACCUCCUUCCUAUCGCCCUGUUGUCUCGUCCGAUCAUCCUCACCGAACCCGAAGUGUCGCCGUUAGGCCCGCGACAGCUCAUCAAUCCUCUCCACAACACCACUAUCAUCACUCGCAACAUUACCAUUCGCAUUCCCAUUCCAAAUCACAAUCUUAUGAUCGCCGGCCCCCUCCGAACCAAGCGGUAUUUGACAAUAUAGCUCGUCGAGAUUUUGAGCAACCGGUAACUACCCGCCGGAGCAACUCAAGAGAGCGGUCUCAGGAGCGUCCGUCUACUGCUUACCGUGCUGAGCCUCCUUCGAAUAAACAUCACCGGAACUUGUCCGUUCAGGGUCACCAGCGGGAUAGCAUCGAUAUGGCUGCCGCAGGGCCUGUCAUGGCCGAGGGCGUCCCUGGCCCGCAGCAGGUUGCUUCGGGUUCGCGCCUGCAUCCAGGUACCAUGCCGUCCAAGCGUCGCACGACAAUCACCACCCCGUCAGGUCAGUGGGCUUUAGGGAAAACCCUAGGAGCAGGGAGUAUGGGCAAGGUCAAGGUUGGGAAAAACAUCGAGACUGGAGAACAGGUGGCCGUUAAGAUCGUACCCAGGCAGUCGACGGAGGAACAUCGGAGCUCACGCGAUGCUGAACGCGCAGAUCGUUCGAAGGAAAUUCGGACGGCCCGAGAAGCCGCCAUUGUUAGCCUUGUGAACCACCCUUAUAUUUGUGGUAUGAGAGACGUGGUGCGAACCAAUUAUCACUGGUACAUGCUUUUCGAGCUGGUCAAUGGUGGUCAGAUGCUGGAUUAUAUCAUAUCCCAUGGGAAACUAAAGGAGAAGCAAGCACGGAAAUUCGCACGGCAAAUUGCCGGUGCGUUGGAUUACUGUCACCGCAACAGCAUUGUGCAUCGUGACUUGAAGAUCGAAAACAUCUUGAUCAGCAAAACUGGUGACAUCAAAAUCAUCGACUUCGGUCUGAGUAACCUCUUUUCCCCCAGGAGCCUUCUGAAAACAUUCUGUGGAAGUCUUUACUUCGCCGCUCCGGAACUAUUGCAAGCGAGACAAUAUACCGGGCCGGAGGUGGAUGUCUGGAGCUUUGGGAUCGUUCUAUACGUCUUGGUCUGCGGGAAGGUACCGUUCGAUGAUCAAAGCAUGCCAAAGUUGCAUGCGAAAAUCAAGCAGGGUGUGUUUGAGUUCCCGCAGGGGCUGUCUGCAGAAUGUCGCAGCAUAAUUUCGCGCAUGUUGGUUACGGAUCCCAAACAGCGCGCCAGUUUGGCGGAAAUCAUGAACCAUCCGUGGAUGAAUAAAGGAUAUAGUAGUCCUCCUGAAAACUAUCUUCCACACCGCGAACCAUUGCAGCUUCCGCUGGACCCAGAAGUUAUCGAGAAAAUGACGGGCUUCGAUUUCGGCUCGCCAGAAUAUAUCACCACGCAGCUCACCAAGAUAUUAGAAUCCGAAGAUUAUCAGCAUGCCGUAAGAACAAGUAUACGUGAGCACCCGGCGCCGAAUCAUGGAGAGAAGAAGCGUGGCAUGUUCGAUUUCUACAAGCGACGAAAUUCGACGAGCCGAGACACCCUCUCCGCCCCUUCCGCAGAAGCUGUUCAGCUGGGAAAUGAUCCUUUGAAUGCAUACAGUCCCCUGUUGUCCGUUUAUUACCUUGUUAAGGAGAAGCUCGAGAAAGAACGGGCCGAGAAAAAUCCUGGGGCUCUUGGUGUUCCACACUCAGCCGGAGAUGCUAUGCUCCAGAUGCCCGACCUCCCAGCUCCGGAAGCGGCACACACCAAUCAAUAUCAAGUGCCAGGGGAGAAGGACAAUACCAGGCGGGCUCGCCCUCGAGCCAGGACGCAUGGUGACGAUGACCUCGCCGAGGGAGUUAAAAAGCUCCAUCUGGCGCCUGGACAGGGAUCUCCUGCUCCCACAGCGUCACAACCAGAAACCCCUAUAAAGAAAGAAAGCACUGCAGCGGGUAUCCUGAGGCGAUUCAGCACCCGCAGAACAAAGGAUCGCGGCCGCGAUCCAGACCGUGGCAGGGUUUCCAGUCCCCAUGCCCCAUCAUUAAACGUUCAGCCACCUGCCGACUCGGCCUCUCCACUGUCCAGAGGAUUUAGUAUGAGAAGGGCCAGACGUGCCGAGCCAACUCCUGCAAAUAUUCCUUCUGUGGGAAGCCAGCCGCAGCACCAAGAUCUUCUCAAAGCCCCUGGAUCAGAAGAGCCGGCCUCACGAUCCAACAAAUCCCUAGGAAGAUCGACUAGUGUCAACUCAGCUGAUUACCGAGCUCGGCGGGCAGCACGCAGGAACGAUCAAGAUGGGGCAGGCCCGCCACCUCCAACCAGUGGGUCUGAUUAUUCUGGCGCGAGUGCACAUAAAGACCAGACACCUCAGAAGGAGACCAGGACGGGUCGCACGCCUACCUCAAGAACGAUGUCACUCGGCCAUGCUCGCCGUGAGAGUAUACAGGCUCGUAGGGCCAGACGAGAUGCUGCUAGAGAAGCAAAUGUUCCCGAGGAGACUGAUGCAGAUAUCUCUGGCGCAGGAACUGCCCUGGAAAGUGCAAAUGAAGGGGAAGAUCUAUCGAAACCAGUAUACCUCAAGGGUCUUUUCAGUGUUUCCACCACUAGUAGCAAGCCACUCCCCGUCAUUCGAGCCGAUAUUAUCCGCGUCCUUAGACAGCUCUCCGUGGACUACGUUGAAAUCAAGGGAGGCUUUAGCUGCUGCCACACACCGAGCAUUGAGAUAGAUAAAGUGGUUGAUGUCGGGCCUCCAAGCCCCGAUAGGCAGGGCCACAUGUCUAAUCACCGUCGACGCAUCAGUUUCGGAGGGUUCCUGGGCCAUGAUGAUGGCAGGGAGGAGGUUCGACACACUCCCAGGUCCCAACGUCGAACCCGUGCGCCGGAUCAUAGCUUCGUCACCAAUUCAGAGGCAUCCGAAGAAUAUCUUUCUGCGCGUGACAACAAUGUGGUCGUCGGAGAACGCGUCAUGGGUGAGACUACCACGCGAGUCCAAAGCGACACCGGAGAGAACUUGGUUCUCCGAUUUGAAAUCCUUAUUGUCAAAGUGCCGCUGUUCUCUUUGCAUGGCAUCCAAUUUAAAAAGGUGUCCGGCGGCAUGUGGCAAUACCGAGAGAUGGCCAAGAAAAUUCUGGACGCCCUGAAACUCUAAGAUGCAUUUUUAAUCUUCAUACGAUAGCAUGAGACACUACUAUCAGUCAUAAGAAUUAUGGUUGAUGUGAAUGGUCGGUAU